AUGACGGUCGAAGCAGCCGAAGAGCGUGUGGGAAAGGACAAUGGCCCCGACCUACAAUCCGCCAACAGAACCCAGCGCGAUCUCGAGCGGAAUGACGAGAACCUCGAUACAGCCACAAGGAGUGCGUUUCGUGCUCUCGUAGAGGAUUUUAGUCCAAUAUGGUUCACAUGGUGCAUGAACGCCGGCGUGAUUGGGGUUCUUCUCCAUCAACUGCCGUACCAAUUCUCCGGCUUGAGAGUGCUCUCGACCGUCGCCUUCUGCGUCGACCUGGUUCUCUACAUUGUCUUCUCGGUUUUAUAUACCCUACACUUCCUCAUCUACCGACGACAAUCAUACGCCGAGCUGACUGGCAGCGUGAUCGAACUAUGUCUCCUGCCGUGCUGGUGCAUCGCCUGGAUGACACUCACCUCCUUCAUCAGCCUCACGGUCAGCAACGCGCCGUGGGGAGGGCACGCGUUCACCAUGCUCGCGGUGGUGAUGUGGUGGAUCGCCACGGCGUGGAUGUACGGCAUGCUCUUCUUCGCGUUCGCCACGUUCAUUCGGCAACACACAAUCGUCUCGCCUGACCAGCAACUGCCGGCCUUGAUCAUCAUCCCGGCCGUGGGAGUCUCGACGCUCGCGCUAGUCGGCGCCGUCGUAUCGAGCGACUCACACGACAUCUCAGCGCGACUCGCGGUGCCCAUCAUCAUCACGUCGUUCUGCUCCGUGGGUAUUGGUAUCCUGCUGGGGUUCAAGUUGACCACGUAUCUGUUUCACCAACUGCUCGCAAAGGGUUGGCCGGCGCCGGCAAACACGCCUACACUGUUCAUGUUCAUCGGACCAAUGGGCCAGUCGGCCGCGGCGCUGCAGAUGCUUGGGUCGGCGGCCAACACGCACGGCGCCUUCGGAGACUAUCACCGGGGACUGUUCCUUACCGGUACGGCGGCAUCCGUGCUCGAAGUCGCCUGUGUUCUUUUGGCGCUGUUCAUGACCGCGCUGGGUGCAGUUUGGAUGGUCCUGGCAUUGAUCGGAAUGCUUGAUCGUGCAGUGCAUGGGCAGUUGAUGUGGACGCCGACUUGGAAUGCCAUUAUUUUCCCGACGGGGACCUUGGUCACGUCUUUGCUGGUCCUGGCACAGGAGAUGGAUUCUCCCUUUUUCCGGGUCGUCACGACUAUCAUCGUGGUGUUCUUGGUGAUUGUAUUCUUCAUUAAUCUUGUCUUCACCUUGACGAGGAUAUGGCAGGGGAAACUGCUGAUUGUCAAGCGGAACCCGCGGGCUCCCGGAAAAGAGGGGACGAAAGAGAAGUAG
Messenger RNA from Exophiala spinifera, 1287 nucleotides. RefSeq lists its product as uncharacterized. Gene Ontology annotation, cellular component: plasma membrane. The coding region runs from base 1 to 1287 and encodes 428 amino acids. The record is from RefSeq and is a predicted model, not a curated record. Gene Ontology annotation, molecular function: sulfite transmembrane transporter activity. Gene Ontology annotation, biological process: sulfite transmembrane transport; transmembrane transport. The transcript is spliced from 2 exons. Lineage: Eukaryota; Fungi; Ascomycota; Eurotiomycetes; Chaetothyriales; Herpotrichiellaceae.